Messenger RNA from Aegilops tauschii subsp. strangulata, 1518 nucleotides. Its product is annotated as F-box protein SKIP19-like. Lineage: Eukaryota; Viridiplantae; Streptophyta; Magnoliopsida; Poales; Poaceae. The record is from RefSeq and is a predicted model, not a curated record. Gene Ontology annotation, molecular function: protein binding.
UCUGUUUCCGACGACCCCCGUGCCAGUCAGAUCGAUCUAUCAUCAUCGUCGUCGAUGGACGAUACAGCGCCGCCAGCGAGGGACUGGUCGCUGCUGCCCCUUGACGUUCUUUCCUCGAUCUUCAUCAGGCUUGGCGCCGUCGACGUCCUCACGGGCGCCGGCCUCGUGUGCCGCUCGUGGCUCCAGGCGGCCAAGUUGCCAGACGUGUGGCGAGUAGUAGAGAUCGACGACCACGGGAUCCUGCACCCCAGGAACCUAGUUGCCCAGCACACAAUGGCGAAGGCUGCCGUCGAACGCUCCGACGGACAGCUCCGGGUGUUCGCCGGGAAGCACUUCGUCACCGAUGACCUCAUCAAGUAUAUUGUGGAGAGGUCGCCCUCACUAACAACCCUUCGGCUUGUAUCCUACAGCCACGUCUUCAGCCAACAAGUCGCCAGUGCUAUAAAAGAGUCGCCUCUUCUGGAGCUGCGUUCCCUUGAACUCGGCGACAUUGACAUCACUGUGGGAGAGCUGACAGCCGUCCUUGAGUACUGUCCUGCUCUGGAGGUUCUUCGGCUGCACAAUUGUUUGGACAUCGACGACACGCAUACCCUGCAAGCGAAGUUCCCCAGGAUCAAGAACCUGACGCUCGAGUGGGAUAAUGCGUACUGGUCCCGUUUUUAUACCGAUACUAGCUCUUACAGCGACUCUGCUCCUGAUUCUGAAGAUGAGAGGACAGAUGGUUCAAUGUGAUCCGAGUAUACUGUGAUCCUUAUGAUCGGCACCUUAUUCAACGUGCAUCCUGAUGUUCGUGACAGAGCUUCCGGAUGCGCUUUACUCUCAUAUAUUGGUUAUAAAUUAUAAUAACAUCUUAUAUUAUAGGACUGCGGGAGUGUAUCUAAGGAGUUGUCAUUUAGUAGUAUCUUUUUUGAGUAAGAAGAUACUACUACCUCUGUCCGCUGCUGCGCGACCAAGACAGAAAGGCACGCGGCAUUCGACAGCGCUGUAACUUGACUUGAGUUCGGUGAUGGGAGCAACACUCGUAUCUAUUUUGAACGUAACCCCUAUGCACAUCCUAGCCUCUGAACGUGCAGCAAGCGCUGAGUAUAGAUCUAGUACCAGUGCCAUGUAGACAACAUAAUACUGCAGCAGGAUACAACACGAUUGAGAGAGGGAGUUGCGUUACAGGGCUACGUGUCUCUCUCAGUAAUACUCUAGUCUCUAAUCAACGUUUUCUUUUCCUCUUUGGCGCAGUGACUUGAACAUUGCAUCAGGUCAUCAGCACACCGCCUUGUCGUGGUAUGGAGAGCUUCUAGUUCAUGGCAGAGGAUCAUAUCAUUUUGACGUUUCCAUAGGUUCCAUAGAAUCGCGAUGAUCACAGCACAUAAAUCUUGAAUAUCUUCAGACCUCGCCCUCCAUGACAUCUAUAUGCAUGGUCGGCGUUAUACCUGGUCGAACGAGCAGGCCGACCCCACCCCUCGUCCGUAACGAUCGCGUGCUGUGUACCUCUUCGUGGGAAACCUCAUUCCCGCAGUGCUU